AUUCCUAUGGCAGCACAUGCUUGAGGCUCUAUCCCCAGGGUGAUAGAGAUGUCUGUCCAUAUCUAUCUCCAAGGUUAGUCUGUAAAUGUGUGGUGUUAGCAAAGCAGGCUGAGUUCUGGGCUGGUUGUAGAAGGAGAAAGAAGCCCAGAGGCCAGUGCAAGCAGGCAGCCCUGAGCUUGCACAUGAUGUCCCCUCCCUGCAGGUUCCUGUCCUUGAGCCCAGGCCCUGAGGUGAGGCUGAGAAGUGGCGCGGAGGUGAGCCCAGAGCUGUCCCUGAGGUGAGGCUGAGAAUAAGUGCAAGGCAGAGGUGCUGCUGAGGAAGGAGAGCCCCGUGGUGGGGAAGAGGGCAAAGCUGUGAAUGCCCAUCCCCGAGAAGGUGCUGUGUCCAUCCCCUGUGUGCCAGGAUUUGUCCUUCCCAAAGCUUGGCCAGAUGAAGGAGACUGAGAGGAAGAGGAAGAUGCCUUGGGCCCCCCAGGCAGGCCCCGAGCUGAGGACGGAGAGCCCGGAGGACAAAUCCCCCCGUGAGACCCUGGUGGGAGAGGCCGUUUUGAAGGGCUCCCCAGUGCAGGAAGGCAGCGGGGAGGAAAAGGGCCGGAGAUCCCCCCACAGGAGGGGCUCCAAAGCCAUCCCAGGGUGCUCUGAGGAGGAAAGAGCCAGCCUGUGCCGGGAAGGCGGCCGGAGCUUGAGGGGGAGCUCUGACCUGGAGAUCCCUGAGCAGCCUCCCAGCAGGGAGAAGCCCUUCAGGUGCUUGGAAUGUGGGAAAAGCUUCAGGAAGAGCUCCCACCUCCUCACCCACCAGCAUAUCCACACUGGGGAACGGCCCUACACGUGUGGGAAAUGUGGGAAGAGCUUCAGUGAGAGCUCCAGCCUCUGCACCCACCAGUGCAUCCACACCGGGGAACGGCCCUACAAGUGCUUGGAAUGUGGGAAGAGGUUUCAGACCAGCUCACAUCUCCUCAGGCAUGAGCGGACACACACGGAUGAGAGGCCCUUCCGCUGCACUGACUGCGGGAAGGGCUUCAAGCAGAACUGCAACCUCAUCACCCACCGGCGCAUCCACACCGGGGAGAGGCCCUACAAGUGUGGGGAGUGUGGGAAGAGCUUCACCCAGAACUCUUCCUUCACUAAACACCAACGGACCCACCAGUAAGGGAAGCCCUACCAGUGCCCCGACUGCGGGAAGAGCUUCGGCCGUAGGACUGACACACAAAAAAUGUUUCAAAAGGUCUUUGGGAUUUUGAGUAUCUGCACUCCAACAUCAGUUUAUUCUUUUGAAUAUGUGUAAGUUUAAUCUCAUUUUAGUCUGAAAGCCAAAUUCACCACUACCCCGUUUCCUGAUAACCGUGGGCUGAUUCUGACAAGUGAGGCAGAAAUUACCCACUGCCCAGCAAAAACCAGUGGGGCCAGCCAGUGGUCUCUGCCCUGGCAGCCCAGUUUCCCCGGUCUCAUCUCAAAAUGACCAGUUACACUGAAGCAAAGAGCACUGGAACCAGUGCAACAAGCCCCAGUCUGACUUUCACACCUGCCCACGUGUCCUGUUUUCUGCUGCUCUACAGACUUCCUUGUUUAAAAUACAAUGGAAAAAUGAACAGUUUUUGGGGUUGUU
Molecule: messenger RNA, 1605 nt
Organism: Pseudopipra pipra
Lineage: Eukaryota; Metazoa; Chordata; Aves; Passeriformes; Pipridae
Product: zinc finger protein 239-like
Exons: 3
Coding region: 358-1149 (263 amino acids)
Biological process (GO): regulation of transcription by RNA polymerase II
Molecular function (GO): RNA polymerase II cis-regulatory region sequence-specific DNA binding; DNA-binding transcription factor activity, RNA polymerase II-specific
Source: RefSeq, a predicted model, not a curated record